Molecule: messenger RNA, 1476 nt
Organism: Carlito syrichta (Philippine tarsier)
Lineage: Eukaryota; Metazoa; Chordata; Mammalia; Primates; Tarsiidae
Source: RefSeq, a predicted model, not a curated record
CGAAGCCGGCGGAAUGGAGACCAGUACCGAGGACGGGGCGCUGACCUCCCGCCCGAUGCUGGCUGCUUCCUGGGAUGCCGCAGGCGGGGCCCUGACCCAGAGCCUCCUUCUCUCCCGGGCUGGACUCGGCGCCCGCGACUUCGACUGGGAGGAGCUGUUGGCGCCGCCUGCUUCGGGCCAGGAUCUGGUGGUUUUGAAGAGAAGCCGGGACAGCCCAGGUGGACACCCCUGCUUCCUUUACCUGACGUGUGACCCUGAUGGAGGUGAAGAAAUCGUUUCUGUGGGCCUUUUAAGUUCAGCGAGGAACAUGGAGGUAUACGUCGGCGAGGAGUACUGUGGAACCAGCAGGGGCAAGAAGGUUGGGACCGUCCCGGAUGACAGUAAAUAUGAAAUUAUUUUCUACAAAAAGUAUUUAAAAUCGGAGUCCUCCACUCAUAAAAUAAAGUUAAAGUUGCUUUCCUUUGGCAAAAAGCAGUAUGUGUUAAUCAGUAAAGUUGUGGUACACGUGAAAUUGGUUUUGGCAUAUCCUUCAACAAGCUCUCCUGCUUUAGGAACAAGGAUAGACCUUGACAAGGUCCAACCCAUAAUGAAGUCCAUGGGGUUAAAGUUAUCACCUGGAGCUCAGCAGCUGAUGGAUAUGGUUAGAUGUCAGCAGAGAAUUGUCUUCCCAUUUGGAGAGCAGCUGCAGUCAAUUUUGGGCAAUCCUGGAUAUAAGUAUAUGAUUGGACCACAAACAUCAUCUGCCUUGGGAGCCUCAGACAAGUCGUCCUCCAAACUUUUUCCAUUUAGAUCUGGAUGGACAUCUGGAUGGACAUCUGAAGCCUUAAGCACUUACAUUGAUAAGAGCACACAGCCACCUGGUGGAGGGACUACGACAAAGCUCGACUAGUAUAAAAUUGUACCACAAAACCUUGAAGAUGAGAUUAGAAAUGCGGUGUCCUCUUUCUUACCAAAGAAAGCAAAUGAUAACUCAAAUAUACCUAACUCUGAUUUGCUGCCUUUUCUCCAGGAUUUAUGUAGACAGGUCAACCAUCUCCGUGUGGGACAGAAGGCCAAGUGGCAGGACAGCAUCACCAAGCCUGGUGAAGGCUUUGUUGGUGUUGGAAUGGAAGAGCAACCUGUUUGCUCUUACUUGGAAAAGAGUCUUUCUAAAAAUGUGGAAUUGAUGGAAAAGAAACUUAUGGACUACAUUGAUCGGCGAAUAUAUAAACUCCAGGAGCACAUAGAUGAUAAGAUUGCUUUGUUAAUGGACUUGCUGCAAGAUCCCAACUCCCCACCCGCUGGGAUGCCACUAAGACAUUAUGACUCUGGAGAAAGACUUUCAAAUGGAGAAAGAUAAGUUCUCAACAUAUACACUGUACUGCAGAUAUUUAAUACAUAUUUAUUACAAAGCCAAAACCCAAAAAUGUUUAUAAAAAGCAAGGAUUUAAAAUCCUUAGAAGGAUCAUCGUCUUGCUUACAUAAAGUGACCUUAUU